Colletotrichum chrysophilum is the source of this 1224-nucleotide messenger RNA. RefSeq lists its product as uncharacterized. The coding region runs from base 1 to 1224 and encodes 407 amino acids. NCBI's taxonomy places the organism in Eukaryota, Fungi, Ascomycota, Sordariomycetes, Glomerellales, Glomerellaceae. The transcript has 4 exons. The record is from RefSeq and is a predicted model, not a curated record.
AUGUCGUCCUCCGAUGCCUCGCCAUUACCCGGGCUUCCCGGUUACGAUUCACAGAAUAUCCAGCCAUGGACCAUCGAAGUCGUCGUCUCCGUGACCGUUCUCGCCCUCCUGUCCGUUGGUCUUCGUCUGUGGAGUCGUCAUCUCAAGGCACAGAAGCUGUGGUGGGAUGAUUACCUGAUCAUCUGGUCGAUGUUAUGGAACAUCGUCGUCGUAGGAUUCAUCUUUGCCAUGCACUCAGUAGGCAUGGGCGUCCACGCCGACAAGGUCGAGAUGGAUAACAUCGUCUUGAUGGCCAAGUUCCUUGUCGUAGCAGAGAUCCUUUACGCAUGGAACCUGGGCUGGACGAAACUGAGCUUGCUGCUCAUGUACUACCGCAUCUUCCACAUCCCCUUCUUCAAGAAGAUGACCUGGGGUGUUGGAGCAUUCGUCUUUGCCUGGGUUAUUUGCAUCACGUUCCUGUUCAUCUUCAUCUGCGUGCCCGUUGAAAAGCUGUGGUACCCCGAUCUUCCGGGCCGCUGCAUCAACCAAGUCGCGACAUGGAUCGCGAACGCUGCCUCGACCAUCUUCACCGAUCUCCUGAUCCUUCUCAUGCCUAUUCCUCAGGUUUGGAAGCUGCAGUUGCAGAAGGCUGAGAAGAUUGCCCUGACCUUCGCCUUUGGCCUUGGUUUCUUUGUCGUCUUCACCUCUGCCUACCGAACGAGCGUUCUUUUCACCUACAGCAACCUCGACCCAACCUACACCCUCGCCCCGACCGUCGGCUGGACCGCCAUCGAGAUGUCUGCCGGCAUUGUCUCUGCCUGCCUUCCUACCCUUCGACCCGCCAUGCAGAAGGUCGCCCGAGCCUGCGGUAUCAAGGGCAGCAUGGGUGGUAUGUUCAGAGUUGGAACGGCGAUGGGAUUCGGCUCCAAGAACAAGUCCAACUUCAGCAACGGAAUGUCGUCGCAAGACCCAAACGCCACAAACGUCAACCGCAGCCAGUCGACCACGAAGCACUCAGCGGGCGGUGACCCUUUUUAUCGACUCUCUGACGAGAACGGAUCCGACGGCCGGAGCGGCGACCGCACGCCACCCCUGAAUGACCGGAAGCUGCGUCCCGACGCUGACGGACUUGGUUUCGGAUAUACUGUGACGAGCUACCCUACCAAGCCUGACGACAAAAGCGAGGAUGAGAUUCCGUUGCACUCGAUUCGUGUUCAGAAGGAUUUCAAGCAGACAACUACAUGA